This is a messenger RNA of Emiliania huxleyi CCMP1516, 450 nucleotides long. RefSeq names its product alpha-tubulin. The record is from RefSeq and is a predicted model, not a curated record. Gene Ontology annotation, cellular component: cytoplasm; microtubule. The transcript is spliced from 2 exons. Gene Ontology annotation, biological process: microtubule cytoskeleton organization; mitotic cell cycle. Lineage: Eukaryota; Haptophyta; Isochrysidales; Noelaerhabdaceae. Gene Ontology annotation, molecular function: structural constituent of cytoskeleton; GTP binding. The annotation marks the transcript as partial.
CUCAUGUACGGGGGGGUCGGGGGCCCCAAGGACGUCAAUUGGGGGGUCGCCCCCAUCAAGGCGAAGGGCCCCAUCCAGUUGGUCGACUGGGGCCCCCCCGCUUUAAAAUGCGGCAAGGAUGCGCCCCCCCCCCCCCCCCCCCCCCUCCUCCCUCCCCGCGCAGUCAACUACCAGCCGCCCACGGUCGUGCCGGGCGGCGACCUCGCCAAGGUGAUGCGCGCCGUCACGAUGAUGUCCAACACGACCUGCAUCGCCGAGAUCUACUCGCGCAUCGACCACAAGUUCGACCUCAUGUACGCCAAGCGCGCCUUCGUGCACUGGUACGUCGGCGAGGGCAUGGAGGAGGGCGAGUUCUCCGAGGCGCGCGAGGACAUGGCCGCCCUCGAGAAGGACUACGAGGAGGUCGGCGCCGACUCGGCCGAGGGCGACGGCGAGGAGGAGGAGUACUAG